AUGACAUGCACAAAAGGUCAACUACGACCAUUUUCUCAAUUGAAACAAAGGAACGUCACUACGGACAAACUCAUCGAUUGGCUUAUUCCAUUUAGCGUUAUUGAACGAUAUGCAAGCUAUUUGAUUUCCACUUCUAUUGAUUCCAAUGACAACACAACCAUUUGUCAAUGUUUUCCAAGUCGAAUCGGCACGAAAUGUGAAUAUAAACUGACAAAGGAAACUGUAAGUAUUUCUCAAGUGAUACAAAUGCAAUUAAACGGUAACAAUGAGAUCCAAAAAGAAUCAGAAUUACCAGCAUCUUUUGUCAAUGAAAUAUCAUGUAAUACAAGUACUCUUAAUUUGGAAUGGCGACAAAUUUGUGAUGGCAUUGUCAAUUGUCAAAAUGCAGCUGAUGAACUCGAUUGCCAUUUGUUAGAAUUCAACAAAUGCAACACGGAUGAAUUCCAAUGUCGAAAUGGAAUGUGUAUUCCAAAGGAGUUCUUAUUUGAUGCGGUGCCCGAUUGUAUGGAUUUGAGUGAUGAACAAGAAUUGAGUGAUAUCUAUCAAGUGUACAAUAGGUGUCCGAAAAUGUCGACAGUGGAAUGUGAUGAACGUCUUUGUCGGAAGGAUGAAUUUUCAUGUGGUGACGGGCAAUGCGUAAAAUGGUCUUCUCUCAUUGAUCAUCAGGUCUCUUGUGAAAAUUGGCGUGAUGCAACUUACUUCUGCGAGACACCCGACUUUGUAAUAACUAAUCAUUUGAUAGCAAAUGCUAUCUGUUCGCCAACAAGUCUUCAAAUACCUCAAUUGACAAAUACAUCAAGCUGUUUGAUAAGUCUUCGGUAUUUGCUCCUCACAACUGGAGAACAACAACUGAGUAAAAUGCGUAAAAUGGCUAUAAACAAUAUUAAGGAUCGUUGUUUAGAAACUAUUGAAUAUCCUGAACAAAGUCAGCAAAAUUUUACAAAACAAAUGUUAAAACGACCGGAUCUUGUCUGUUUCAGUGGUUCGAUGGUUUGCCAUGGGAUCUGGAUGGCACUCCAGAAAGAUCAUUGUAUGAACUACAAUUACUUUCGAACACUUACUUCGUAUCCAUUCUUCCCAAUAUCUCAAUUAUUCUGUCAUGAAGCAGUAAAACAAGCCAAAUUUGAAAAUGUUACUCUAUUCCAAUCGAAUACAUAUGGACAACUACCAUUAUCAAUGGUUUUUACUUGUCCGAAUACGUCAGAUUAUAUCUCACUACGUCGUGUCAACGAUGGCUACAAAGAUUGCCUUUAUGCUGAGGACGAAAAGAAUAGUGCUUACACGAUGAUCGAACCAUUUCGAUAUCGUUGUCAGACAGGAUCAUCGCCAGUUCAGUAUGUAAGCUUUCAACAAUUGGGCAAUGGAGUGAACGAAUGUGCAGAUGGUAGUGAUGAAAUCUCAAGUGAACUGAGUUGGUCUUCUUUGGAUUGUAGGGUUGAUGAUAAUUAUGCUUGCUGGGUAUUUCGAGGUGAUGGAAUCAUUGAGAAUAGAAUAAAAGAUGUUCGACUACCUUUUCAUCUUUAUUGCGAUACAGUUUGGGAUACGAUGGAUGGUCGAGAUGAACGAAAUUGCUCUAAAUGGGUUUGUGCACAUGGAACUUAUCAGUGCAACAGGACAAGUCAAUGUAUCAAAAGAACAUAUUUAUGUGACGGAGAAUUUGAUUGUGAUGAUGGCGAAGACGAAUUGAACUGUCCUAGACGAUCACAAGAAUGGCCUUUAGAAUUCGUUUGUAACAAAUCAAAUGAACAUCUUUGUAUAACAUCACAAUAUCUACAGGAUCGCAUACUAAACCGUCCUUGUACAUCAUACACCAAUGUUGGUGAUGGUAAAAUUGACUGUUUAGGUGGCCAAGAUGAACGUAACGUAUUCUCUUGUUCAGAUCAUACAAUGCUUGGCAAUCGAUUUUUAUGUGAUAAUUAA
Molecule: messenger RNA, 1920 nt
Organism: Rotaria sp. Silwood2
Lineage: Eukaryota; Metazoa; Rotifera; Eurotatoria; Philodinida; Philodinidae
Source: the annotation of a GenBank genome assembly